AUGGACAGCAGCUUUCACGAAAGCGCAGUGGACUUUUUCAAGCGCUACCAGCACUACUGUGCCAAUGCCGUGGCAAAGGAGCUCUUCCCGGAAUUCCGAUCUCUCAAAGCCUGGCAUUUCAGAUAUGUCUUGGGCAGUUGGCAUUCAGAUGAUGACUUAGCAUGGUCAAGGGCGAAUGUGUCAAAGGAAUACAAGAAGCCGGAUGUCAUUGGCCAGUCUGCAAGGAUGGUGAAGUACAAACCUCACAACGACAAGGGCGUUAGUGUUCACGAUGGCCUUAGAUUCUACGACAACGAAAAGGCAACCAUGCCACGCAUUCUUAGCUACGGAGGUGUUUGUGGUGCCGUCUCCAAGUUUGGCGCCAGCUGCUGCCAGGCCUUUGGGGUCCCAGCUAUGCCGGUGGGGCAGCCGGGGCACUGUGCGAUGAUUUGGCGCGGACCGGGGGGCAGGUGGUGCCUUGAGAAUGAUAAUGGUGGCUGGAAUCAGUCAUGGAUGCACGACAAGAUCCAGCGAACAUGGCCAAAGGAGCUAGGGCGAUUCGCUGAGCACGCUGGCGUCAUUCCAGUCGCUGAGCGUGCUAUAAUGUCUGGGAAGUAUUCCUGCAGCGAGAGCCAGCGGCUGGCAGCGAAGUUGUCGCCUUUAGAGACUGCUGCCGAGCUGCUGAUCAAUGCGGUGCUUCUAUGUCCUGACAACCUUUGUGCAUGGGUCGAUUUGCUGGCAGUGGCCACGCCACAGCUGGCGCCAAUGCUCCACCCGCGGGUGGAAGCAUUGGAGGCACUCGCUGCCAGCGGCCCAUGGCAAGGCGGUCGCGAGCUCUCCCUGAACUGCCCUGUGCGUGCCAGUGCAGAUGUGGAGCGAGCCGGCCAUGUGGUGGAUGGCACAGACUCAGAAUGGUUCCCAACAGAAGCCGCCCCACAGUGGCUGGAGAUCGACCUCAAGAAGUUGAGUCAAGUCGAUAGGGUCAGGGUGAAAUGGUGGGGUGACUAUGGCAAGAAGAGCAGCCUGCGGGUCCUCUCACUGCUUUGGGACGAGGUGGCAGACUUCGACUAUGCGGAGGCCGUCGUCACGAGCGUGGCCGGCGGACCCACGCGGCGGACUUCAAUGGCUGGACGGAGCUGCCGGGCUGGGAGGAGCCGACCCGAGCGGUUCGCCUGGAGCUGGACCAGCCAUGCCCCGACUGCUUCGGAUUGA
Durusdinium trenchii is the source of this 1191-nucleotide messenger RNA. NCBI's taxonomy places the organism in Eukaryota, Dinophyceae, Suessiales, Symbiodiniaceae. The record is from the annotation of a GenBank genome assembly.